AUGCUCGUUUACACACUCGCAAUUGCCGUCUUCAACAACGGUCCAAGUACCACAGAACCUAUUACAUUUACUGAGGCAAUGAAAUACCCGCAGUGGCGUGAAACAAUGAAGGCAGAAAUUUUGGCUCUCUCUGAAAAUCAGACAUGGUCCCUAGUCCCAUUACUGCCUGGCAAGAAACCCAUUGGAUCAAAAUGGGUGUACAAAAUCAAACGGCGUUCUGAUGGUUCAAUCGAACGCUAUAAGGCUCGCUUAGUGGCUAAGGGUUACAAUCAAGUGGAAGAUAGCACCUUGAUCGACACAGUGAAAAACUUUCUCUUCAACAAUUUUCACAUCGAGGACCUUGGCCCAUUAAAAUUCUUCUUGGGCAUUGAAGUUGCCAGAGCACACCAAGGGAUUUACCUCUCACAGCGGAAAUAUGCCUUAGACAUCCUUCAAGACAGUGGUUUCACUGGAACUCGGCCAGCUGACACCUCUAUGGAGCUCAACUUGCGUCUCACUGAUUCCCAAGGAGAGCUCCUCACUGAACCUGCUUCUUAUCGCAGGCUUGUUGGACGAUUAAUAUAUCUCACAGUAACGAGACCAGAUAUCACUCACACUGUCAAUAUUCUAAGCCAAUUCAUGCAUGCUCCUCGGCAACCCCAUUUAGAUGCCGCUCACAGGUUACUGCGGUUCUUGAAAGCCACCCCAGGCCAGGGAAUUUUUUUCUCAGCCAAUACCGAGCUCAAUAUUAGUGGUUACUGUGACUCGGACUGGGCAACUUGCCCCAUGACCCGACGAUCCAUGACAGGCUACUGCAUAUUUCUUGGAUCCGGCCCAAUCUCUUGGAAGACCAAGAAACAAACCACUGUCUCACGUAGUUUGGCGGAAGCAGAAUAUAGGGCCAUGGCUGCUGCAACCUACGAACUCACCUGGAUAUCUACUACAUGA
Molecule: messenger RNA, 927 nt
Organism: Telopea speciosissima
Lineage: Eukaryota; Viridiplantae; Streptophyta; Magnoliopsida; Proteales; Proteaceae
Exons: 3
Coding region: 1-927 (308 amino acids)
Source: RefSeq, a predicted model, not a curated record